AUGAGUUCUUUUAAAGGAAAUCUCAAGGAGUCCCAAAGAGCAAUGCAGCUGUUAAAACAAAGGGAAAAAGAGCGUCAAGAAAUCGAGUUUCAAAAAAAGAAACUCGAAGCCGAGUUGCGUGUCGGUGAGUUUACUACUAAAUUCACCGUCCACCAUGAUACCAUGGAAAGUCAACUGAAGACAGACACAGUCGGUCUAGUUACAUUGGACGAAAUGAAAGCGCGCCAGCAAGCCGUAAUCACUCAAAGAGAAAAAGAGUUGGCGCUGGGCAAAUCUGCAAAGUCAAAAAGCGGGGAAGGACGGCAAGGGAAACACGGCAUUGUCCGCAAGGGUCCAAUCUCCUUCAACGAAGAUGAAGAUGAGGCUGUUUUAACCGACGAGGAAAGCCAAUCUACCCUUCAAUGCACCGAAAAAUCCAACAAUCAGUCCGAGAAAAACGCCAAUAGCGAAGGCGCCGCAAAAACAACUGAGCAAUUCUGUCAAGAGGCGAUUGAAGCUGGUGUGGAAGACUUUAGGAAAAAACGUAGGAGGCUUGGGAAGAAUCCCGACGUUGAUACUAGUUUUCUACCGGAUAUUGAUCGAGAUGAAGAAGAAAAACAACUGCGAGAGGAACUGCGUCGCGAGUGGCACGCAAAACAAGCUGCUAUCAAAGAAGAAGAAAUAAAUAUAACCUAUAGUUACUGGGAUGGUUCUGGUCAUCGACGUCAAGUUAAAAUGAAAAAGGGGCACUCAAUUCAUCUUUUUCUUCACCGGUGCCUCGAUCAAUUACGCAAGGACUUUUCUGAACUCCGAGCGGCUUCAGCGGAUCAGAUGAUGUAUAUUAAGGAAGACCUCAUUAUUCCUCAUCACUACACUUUCUACGACUUCAUCGUAAGUAAGGCUCGUGGCAAGUCGGGUCCGCUAUUUACCUUCGAUGUCUACGAUGACGUACGUUUGCGGAUGGACGCGAGUAAGGAGAAGGAAGAAUCCCACGCAGGCAAGGUCUGCCUCCGCUCCUGGUACGAGCGACACAAGCAUAUUUUUCCUGCGAGUCGAUGGGAACCUUACGACCCUGCUAAAAACUGGGACCAAUACACGAUAUCUGACAAGAUGUCGGUGAAAAUAACAAUCAAAUAA
This is a messenger RNA of Mesocestoides corti, 1116 nucleotides long. The record is from the annotation of a GenBank genome assembly. NCBI's taxonomy places the organism in Eukaryota, Metazoa, Platyhelminthes, Cestoda, Cyclophyllidea, Mesocestoididae.